Molecule: messenger RNA, 1038 nt
Organism: Cyphellophora europaea CBS 101466
Lineage: Eukaryota; Fungi; Ascomycota; Eurotiomycetes; Chaetothyriales; Cyphellophoraceae
Exons: 2
Coding region: 1-1038 (345 amino acids)
Biological process (GO): protein catabolic process
Molecular function (GO): protein-N-terminal glutamine amidohydrolase activity; protein-N-terminal asparagine amidohydrolase activity
Source: RefSeq, a predicted model, not a curated record
AUGCGUAUUGCAACACUUCAAUUCAACCCUCAAGUGGGUCAGAUCGCGGCCAACUUCAGCCGAGCCGAGAGCUUACUGAUGCGGGAAGAGCGCGAAGGCGUUCUACGCGACCUCGAUCUGCUCGUAUUGCCGGAAUUGGCGUUCACAGGGUACAAUCAUCCCUCGCUUUCGGCGAUCGCGCCAUACCUGGAGCCGACGGCGGCUGGUCCCUCUACGCGAUGGGCGGCGCGCACUGCCUUACGGCUCAAAUGCACCGUUGCAGUUGGCUACCCGGAGGCCGCGGAAGAAGGCAACUUCAAUACUGCAUAUGAUGCUAAAAUCACCGCCGAGGAAGGUACCGUUGCCUACAACGCACUGGUCAUUGUGGAUUCUACCGGCGAGGUAGUGGCUCACUACCGCAAAUCUUUCCUAUACUACACAGACGAGACAUGGGCACAAGAAGGGCAAGGCUUCUUUGCAGGUGUGCUUCCCAUGGGCGCUGCAGGACAUCGGAUGAAAGCUGUGGCAGGUAUCUGCAUGGACAUUAAUCCGUACAAGUUCGAAGCGCCAUGGACAGCCUACGAAUUCGCGAAUCAUGCGCGCGAGUCACGAGCCAAGAUUGUCAUUCUAAGUAUGGCAUGGCUUACGCAUCUAACUGCGGAUGACCUCGCCGAGCAGGUCAUGUUGCCUGAUACGUCUACGGUCGGUUACUGGGCCGAACGGUUCCGCCCGCUAAUGAACAGCACCACGGGCGCAGAUGACGAAGUCAUUAUCGUUUGUGCCAAUCGGGUUGGUAUCGAGGGGACGUGCCCACGGAUAGGUCAAGUCAAAUACGCUGGCAGCAGCUGCGUCUUCUCAAUGAUGAAGGGCCAAGAUGUCAGAAUCUGGGACAUCUCUGGUCGAUCACAGGAGGGGGUGCUACUCGUUGACACCAACAAUCGACCGGGGUUCUCGAUCGCACCCCAGGAGAAGGCUGAGACGAUCGGAGGGCCUAUGGAUGGCCAAACUCAAGCUGCAGUCGAUCAGGCAGCCGAGCAGAAACCCGCCUCUGACGACUGA